Malassezia vespertilionis is the source of this 2181-nucleotide messenger RNA. Its product is annotated as proline--tRNA ligase. Gene Ontology annotation, biological process: prolyl-tRNA aminoacylation. The transcript has a single exon. Gene Ontology annotation, molecular function: ATP binding; proline-tRNA ligase activity; aminoacyl-tRNA deacylase activity. The record is from RefSeq and is a predicted model, not a curated record. Gene Ontology annotation, cellular component: aminoacyl-tRNA synthetase multienzyme complex; cytoplasm. NCBI's taxonomy places the organism in Eukaryota, Fungi, Basidiomycota, Malasseziomycetes, Malasseziales, Malasseziaceae. Bases 1 to 2181 code for a protein of 726 amino acids.
AUGAGUGAUACGAUUCUUGCGGCGCUGACUGCGUUGUCGAUUGCACCGGCAGCGUGUGUGACGCAUGCAAAAUCCAUUUCGCAAACUGCAUGGAUCGACUCGCUUGGCGCGCUGCCGAGCGGCGCCGUGCCGGAGCGCUACCGUCUCUUGAAGACGAUGGUGUUCAAGCCCAAGACGGCCAAGACGGAUACGCCGAUUCCUCUCUUGGUGAUCACGGACGACGCAACACAGACGAGCACGGGCGCAAUUGGUGCACAUAUGAAACUCAAGGAACUGCGUCUUGCUGCUCCGGAGCUGCUGCAAUCUACGCUCGGUGCGACCAAAGACGAUGGUACGUCGUGUGCCUCCACGCUGACUCCAGUUUCGCCCUUUUCCGUGACAAAAUCGAACGCGAGCAAUGUGCGCGUCUUGCUAGAUGCUGCAGUGGUGAGCAGCCAUGUGCUUUACGCCGUGCAUGCAAACUCGGCUUCUGAGACUUUGUUUGUGCCUGGCGCGGCGAUUGCGCGCUACCUAGAGGAUGCAGGCGCUCAAAUCGAGACGGUCGAUUUGAGCACCCUCGCUGCUGCGCCUGCAGCUGGGAAGCCGCCGGCAAAGCAGGCAGUGCCCAAGUCCAAAAGCGACGCCAAGAUUCCCGAGGCAGAACUGAUUGGUAUCACUGUGCGCAAAGACGGCGACUUUCCAGAAUGGUACCAGCAAGUUUUGCGUAAAGGCGACAUGCUUGACUACUAUGACGUGAGUGGGUGCUACAUUUUGAAGCCACUCAGCUUCUACGUCUGGGAAUGCAUCCAGCACUUUUUUGACACUGAAAUCAAGAAGAUCGGCGUGCAAAACUGCUACUUUCCACUGUUUGUCAGCUCCGACGUGCUCGAGAAGGAAAAGGACCACAUCGAGGGCUUUGCCCCGGAGGUGGCGUGGGUCACGCGCGCUGGAAAAUCUGAACUUGAGAAGCCCGUUGCGAUCCGUCCCACCUCAGAGACGGUCAUGUACCCCUACUACGCACGCUGGAUCCAGAGCCACCGCGAUCUGCCACUGAAGCUAAACCAGUGGAACAGUGUGGUGCGUUGGGAAUUCAAGCACCCCCAGCCGUUUUUGCGCACGCGCGAAUUCCUCUGGCAGGAGGGCCACACGGCGCAUCUCACCCGGGCCGCUGCGGACGAGGAGGUCCUCUACAUCCUCGAGCUCUACCGCCGCGUCUACGAAGAACUGCUUGCACUUCCCGUUGUUCCGGGCGUCAAGUCCGAGAAGGAAAAAUUUGCUGGUGGUCUGUACACGACCACGGUCGAGGGCUACGUUCCCACCACGGGGCGUGGCAUCCAGGGCGGUACCUCGCACAGCUUGGGCCAAAACUUCUCGCGUAUGUUUGACAUUGCCGUGCAGGAUCCCAAGGCAACCGACGAAACGCGCGGCACACCCCAAGGGCGUCUUUUUGUCUGGCAAAACUCCUGGGGCCUCUCCACACGCACGAUCGGUGUCAUGGUCAUGGUCCACGGCGACGACAAAGGCCUCGUGCUGCCGCCACGUGUGGCUAGUACACAGGUCGUGCUUGUUCCGUGUGGCCUGGGCGUCAAGAUCGCGCAAGAUGUCAAGGACGGGGUGAACGAGGCGUGUGCAGAUAUUGCCAAGCAGCUCAGCGACGUGGGCCUUCGCACACACGCCGAUCUGCGCGACAACUACAACCCAGGCUUCAAAUUCAACCACUGGGAGUUGCGCGGCGUGCCGCUGCGUCUCGAGAUUGGGCCCAAAGACUUGGCCAACAAGACCAUGGUCGCGGUGCGCCGCGAUACUGGCGAAAAGACAGAUCUCGAGAUGGACUCGCUCGAGCGCACUGUGCCUGCGCUUCUAGAUGCGAUCCACAAGGACAUGUAUCAGCGUGCGGACGCAGAGUUCCGUGCGCACCGCAAGGUCGUGACCAACUGGGACGAGUUUACCAAGACGCUCAACGCCAAGAACCACGUCAUUAUUCCGUGGUGCGAAGAGGAGGCAUGCGAGGACCAGAUCAAGGACCGCAGUGCAAGGACCGUAGCGGAGGACGAGGCUCAGGACGAGCGCGCACCGUCGAUGGGCGCCAAGUCGCUCUGCAUUCCGUUCGCCCAGCAUGAAUACCCGUCCAUCGAGGGCAAACAAUGCCCACAGUGUGGGAAGCAUGCGAAGCGGUGGACCAUGUUUGGCAGGAGCUAUUAA